Amoebophrya sp. A25 is the source of this 1440-nucleotide messenger RNA. The record is from the annotation of a GenBank genome assembly. NCBI's taxonomy places the organism in Eukaryota, Dinophyceae, Syndiniales, Amoebophryaceae.
CACAACGCGAAAUGUUAAUGUUUUGUCAAUCGCUUAUCCUUCACGCCAGUUUGUUUUGGGUAUGAAGCUGCUUUUGAUCUUCGAUAGUUUCCGUGUGGUCAAAGGUAGAGUCAUCGUACUUACAUUUUUUUUUGCGUGAGUGAUUAAUUUUGUUUUCUCAAAUUUCGGAAAUCAACAUGCGAGCCACGACCGCAAAUGCCACACCCGCCCCACUUCUUAAACAAGGGUCUCCUGCUUCUCAGACGGAUAUGGAGGAGGCCGCUCUCGCGUUGUUCGCUAAUAUGCGAAAUCUGAUGGAUGAAACCGAAGCGCGUUGUGCCGAGAAUAUCGCGACGUUGCAAAAGCUCAAUAUACCACCUCGGGUAUUAGAAUGGGCGCAAGUACGCAGAGAGGGGUGCGCCAGGUUGCCACCUGGAACACCAGUCAACUUGUGGGGCGCGCCAUUGGGUGCGUCAUUCGAGAAUCCAUCCGCAAACGCCAUGCAUUUUGGCGCGGCACAGAAUAGACCAUCCUCGUCGAGCACAUUAUUGCCUCCAAAAUUUCGUUCACAAGUGGUCCCGAUCGACGAAAUGAACGCCGUGCGAAAACUAAUGCAACGAACGAUCGGUGCACGCGGCGGCGUUCUUCAGGUACUUUUGCAUAUUGGUACUAGCUACGCAAAUCUCAGCUCUUUUAGCAAUUUAUAUAUUAUAUUAUACUUUUUUUGGUUCUGACACUAACUGGUGUAGUUGUAGUGCGUUGUAGAAUGAUAGUUUGUAGAGCAGCCGACAGACCUGCAAACCCAAAUCCAGGUUCCAGUGCAGGGACAAGAGAAAGAGGCAGUCGCAGAUAAAACUUCGGGUGGGUCGUCCUCAUCUUCUGCGCCGCUGAAAGAUGGCUCAGAUCAACAAGUGGCAUUUACUUCGCCCAUAAAGAAUGACAAUCUCGCGACGAGUACCUCCACAACAUCAGUACAACAGCCUGCCAAGAGCAUCCAUGACGAAGCAUCAGCUGGUGGUGUAGUUGCUGAUAAAACGCAGUUGGAACCAAGUUCGAAACAGAGGAAAAUUGAGAAGGACUUUGGAAUUAGACCUCCAACGACCGACCACAAACCCGCGAGCUCGCAAGGCACACAAGUUUCACAGAGCGCCAAAGGAAAAAAAGGAAAAGGUAAGAAAGGUAAAGCGGGGAAAAGUAAGCCGUCGAAGUCUUCGCAAAAGCCAACUACUUCAUCUGACAACAAAGGGGCAUCGCUGCAACCCUCUGGAACGCAACUACUUAAUUUCGAUGAUUCUGACGAUGAAGGAUGAUUCACACGCAAAACUGCGACAAGUAGCCCUCCUUGAUACCCCCUCACUCUUCUGGUUGGAAUGUCUGAUUUUUUAUUUUUGCCUUGUCCUGAUUAAAGUAGAAACAUACUGAAAUCACACUGGAGAUCGCAUCCUGAAUGACUUACUCUCA